Messenger RNA from Laccaria bicolor S238N-H82, 501 nucleotides. RefSeq lists its product as uncharacterized. The record is from RefSeq and is a predicted model, not a curated record. The transcript is spliced from 4 exons. The coding region runs from base 1 to 501 and encodes 166 amino acids. Lineage: Eukaryota; Fungi; Basidiomycota; Agaricomycetes; Agaricales; Hydnangiaceae.
AUGUACAACCCGUUCUCUGCUUCUCGUGCCGUCGCACUGCGUCAAGGAGGAGUUGUUAGACGUGCCAUGGCCACUGCGUCGUCUUCGGCAAAGGGCAAAAGUACUAGCAAGAAAGAUUCCAACGUUUUAGAGGCAGAGAAACGACACCACAAGCCAACCCCCCCACACGAAAACGCACCAGGGUGGAACGAGGAACUCGCCACUGAGUCCGAGGCUCAUGUGAAGGCGGACCAAGCCCCUGGAACACCAAGCGACCUCCAAGCUCGUACAGUCGAACACGUGCGCACGCAACUCACCGAAGAGGCGGUGACGAUCAAUGAGGAGAAGGAAGCGACGUCGACGACGGCAUUUUAUGAGCGUGACGAAGUGACGGGGCCUCUGAAGGGUGCGGAGGGGAAAGAGGAUUUGCUGGCGGGAUAUAACAAUGCGCCGACGACGAAGAAGGAGGUGGAAGGGGUCCGGAAGACGAAGAAGAAGGGUCAAGAGGCGCGAGGCGCUUGA